This is a messenger RNA of Mesitornis unicolor (brown roatelo), 2642 nucleotides long. It is a transcript of the gene TRAK2, whose product is annotated as trafficking protein, kinesin binding 2. Lineage: Eukaryota; Metazoa; Chordata; Aves; Mesitornithiformes; Mesitornithidae. Gene Ontology annotation, biological process: neurogenesis; anterograde axonal transport of mitochondrion. Bases 117 to 2642 code for a protein of 841 amino acids. The transcript is spliced from 14 exons. Gene Ontology annotation, molecular function: GABA receptor binding. Gene Ontology annotation, cellular component: dendrite. The record is from RefSeq and is a predicted model, not a curated record.
GCAUUGCUUUCAGUGAGGUGGAGGAGUAUUUUCUGCUCCAAUUCUGGUAGCAUAAGAAGCCUUGAAUUACAAAACAUCUGUCUUUAGGACUACUUUAUAUGUGUGAAUAAAGGGACAUGGCACAGCAUAACAAGAAUAUUAACCAAAAUGAAGAGUUGCUUGCAGCCUUCACUUGGCAAGUUCUUGACACAGAUAAUGUGGAACAGAAAACCUACAGUGAUGCUGACGUGGUCAAACAUCUGUUAGCUGAGAAAGAUCGGGACCUGGAACUGGCAGCUCGAAUUGGACAAGCCCUGCUUAAGCGAAAUCAUCUGUUGGUGGAACAGAAUGAAUCACUAGAAGAACAGUUAGGACAAACUCUAGAUCGAGUUAACCAGCUGCAACAUGAACUGUCAAAGAAGGAUGACCUGCUUCGUGUUGUCUCUAUCGCUUCCGAGGAGAGUGAAACAGAUUCCAGCUGUUCCACACCACUUCGAUUCAAUGAGUCUUUCAAUGUGUCACACGAUCUUUUACACCUGGAUGUGUUGCAAGAUAAACUCAGGGAGCUGGAAGAGGAGAACCUUGCUCUCCGAUCGAAGGCUUGCCAUCUGAAGACAGAAACCAUUACAUAUGAAGAGAAGGAACAGCAGCUGGUCAAUGACUGUGUCAAAGAGCUCCGGCAAACUAAUGCUCAAAUUUCCAGAAUAACAGAGGAGUUGUCAGAGAAGAGUGAGGAAUUGGUUCGCUACCAGGAAGAGAUCUCAUCCCUCUUGUCUCAGAUUGUUGAUCUUCAACAUAAACUCAAAGAGCAUGUGAUUGAAAAGGAGGAGCUGAAACUUCACUUGCAAGCUUCCAAAGAUGCUCAGAGACAACUGACGGCAGAGCUACACGAGUUGCAAGAUAGGAACGCAGAGUGUCUCGGGAUGUUGCACGAAUCACAAGAAGAAGUGAAGUUGCUGCGCAGCAGAGCCAGCUCUGUUGCUUGUCGCUGCCACCCCCAGUCACAUGGAGCAUUUCCUGUGGAUUCCCUUGCAGCAGAAAUUGAAGGGACAAUGCGGAAGGAAUUGAGUCAGGGUGAUGAAUCUGUUCUCUCCAAGCAAAAGUGUCAACAGAAACGAGUAUUUGACACUGUCAGGGUUGCUAAUGUCACGCGUUGCCGCUCCUCUUCUUUUCCUGCGCCAUUGCCAAUCCCUGGAUCAAAUCGGUCAAGUGUUGUUAUGACGGCAAAGCCCUUCCAGUCUGGGGUACGCCAGUCGGAGAUCCACACACAGAUGACCCAGAGGAGCAGCUCUGAGAAGAAUUUGAAAGACACUCAUAACCCUGGUGAGCCGGGAACCCCUGGAGACAAUGACUUAGUCACAGCUCUGCACAGACUCUCCCUCCGUCGCCAGAACUACCUGAGUGAGAAGCAGUUUUUUGAGGAGGAAUGGGAGCGAAAAAUGCAUUUGCUGUCUGAGCAGAAAGAAGGGACUAGUGGCUGUAGUACGCCAACAGAAAACUGUUUUUCCCUGGGUACAAACUCAGAAUUCACCGAUCUCUCUGCCAGCUCUAGUAACCUCCGUGUCCUCCUACCAGAGAAAUUGCAAAUUGUCAAACCCAUUGAAGGAUCUCAGACCCUGUUUCACUGGCAACAGCUUGCUCGACCCAACCUAGGCACCAUUCUUGACCCAAGACCAGGUGUUGUUACAAAAGGCUUUACCCCUUUGUCUGAUGAUACUGUGUACCACAUCUCUGACUUGGAGGAGGAUGAUGGGGAAGAAGAUGAAGGAGGUAUAACAUUUCAAGUGCAACAGUCCUUCCCGGAGGAAAAGAAAUGUACAGUGGCAAAGCCAGUGGCAGGGAUUUUCCUGCCCCCUAUUUCUUCAGCAGCCGUACCACUCACUGCCUCGAAUCCGGGGAAGUGUUUGUCUUCCACAAAUUCCACGUUUACCUUUACUACCUGUAGGAUUCUUCACCCAUCUGAUGUCACUCAAGUUACUCCCAGCUCCACAGGUGCCCCAUUUUCACUUGGAAAUACUGGCAGCAGUAUUGGAAACCCAGUAGUGAGCACUCCAGCCAUGUCUUACAGGCUUAGCAUUGGAGAAUUUCUCACCAACAGAAGGGAUUCAACUACUACCUUCAGCAGCACAAGCAGUCUGGCUAAACUUCUGCAAGAACGAGGCAUCUCUGCCAAGGUUUACGAUAGCCCAGUAUUAGAAAAACUGCCUUUGCUACAGCCCCCUCGAAUUCUCCCCAUUCCUUCUACACCACCAAAUUCUCCCUCGCGUUCACCUUGUCCUUCCCCUCCACCGCUUGAGCCUCGAGUGCAUCACUCGGAAAAUUUCCUGGCUUCUCGACCAGCAGAAACAUUCUUGCAAGAAAUGUACGGCCUAAAGCCCUCUCGUAACGUUGCAGACGUAGGCCAGCUGAAGAUGAACCUGGUAGACAGACUGAAGAGGCUGGGUAUUGCCAGGGUGAUAAAGCCCCCUGAGACACAGGACCACGGGAAGAAUCAAGGGCCAGAGGUGAGCUUGCGGAGACAGGACUCAACUGUGUUCUUAAAUGCAGGUAGCAACUUAAUGGCAGGACUGAGAAGAAACCAGAGCCUUCCAGCCAUGAUCGGAGCAUUGGGAGCUCCAGUUUGCACACAGUCAUCAAAAAUGGAUAUCCUAAAGGAGGACUGA